Messenger RNA from Eurypyga helias (sunbittern), 1209 nucleotides. RefSeq names its product arylacetamide deacetylase-like 4. Lineage: Eukaryota; Metazoa; Chordata; Aves; Eurypygiformes; Eurypygidae. Gene Ontology annotation, molecular function: carboxylic ester hydrolase activity. Gene Ontology annotation, cellular component: membrane. The record is from RefSeq and is a predicted model, not a curated record.
AUGGCAGCUGUAUACACACUGCUGGUGUUACUCCUGGCAGUUUUUGUUGCUGGAUUUAUUCUGCUGGUCAUGGGGGCAAUUCAUUUUGACUUCUCCAACUCGGAAAUUCCUCCUGGAGUGAACCAGCCUGUGAAGCUCCGAAUCAUGCACGUAAUUUUAAUCAGCAGAGCCGUGGUGGGAAAGAUUCUGGAGAACAUUGGCAUCUGCAGUCAGGUCAGCUUCGUCCGGUACCUGCAAGGUAGAAAGACCCUAGGCGCGGACCCGAAGCUCUUCAUCAAGGACCUGUGCUUUGAGCAAGUGCCUGUAAGGGUUUACCAGCCUAAGGCUCCAGCUGCCAGCCAAAGGAGGGGAGUUGUGUUUUUCCACGGAGGAGGAUGGAUGUUUGGAAGUCUUGAGACCCAUGAAAAGCUGUGCCGCUUCAUUGCCAGAGAAAGCCAGUCAGUGGUUGUCUCUGUUGGGUAUCGUUUGGCUCCUGAACACAAAUACCCUGCGGCCUAUGAAGACUGUCUUAACGCCACCAUACACUUCAUGAAGAACACAGAGCACUAUGGGGUGGAUCCUGCCCGUCUAAUUGUCUGCGGGGCCAGCGCUGGGGGCAAUCUAGCAGCUGCUGUCAGCCAGACCCUGGCAGGUAGAUCAGACCUCCCCAAACUGCGUGCUCAGGUCUUGAUCCAGUCUCUGUGCUUAAAUUUCCCAUCCUAUCAGCAGAAUCGAGGAGUCCCUCUCUUAUUCCGAGAACGUGCCGCCUUCUAUGUGUUACAGUACCUGAAUGGGGAUGCAUGCAAACUGGAAGAGGUCUUGGAGGGUUCUCAUAUUCCUAUAGAUCUUAAAUUAAAUUAUAGGAAGUGGGUGAGUCCAGAUAACAUCCCCGAAAAAUUUAAGGUCAGAGGCUACAAACCCCAUGUGCUACUUGACUGUACAACUGAAGCGUAUGAGAGGGUGAAAAGGUUCUGUGAGCCCAACCUGUGCCCGCUGUUGGCCGAAGAUGCUGUUGUGCAGCAGGUGCCCGAGUCUUUCAUCCUGACCUGUGAGUACGAUGUGCUGAGGGUCUACAAGAAGCGGCUGUAGGACAACGGUGUUCGAGUGACCUGGUACCACCUCGAGGAUGGAUUCCAUGGAAUCCUAAAUUCAUUUAGUAGUGACUGGUUGUCAUUUCCAUCUGGGAAAAGGGGUCUGGACAGUAUCGUGAACUUCCUAAAAAGCUUAUAG